UGCCAGUGAUUCCACAUCGGGUCUACAACUUUGAACAGUUAAUAUUCUCUCCUUUUCAAAACGUACUUGACUGAAAUCUGUAUACUCAGCGCUAUGUACCAGGGAGCACCCUUGAGGGAAAGCACAGCCUGGGAAGGUAGAAGAUCUUUCUGGGCAGUGCCAUUGUGCAGGUGUCCCAGCGAGGGAAGGUGGUGUUAGGCUGCCACCUGAGGAACACCUCCGCGAGGGAGCUGUGCUGUUUUAUCACUUUGGAAGAUCCAAUCCCUCUGUGGACCUUCUAAACAUCUUUUACUAGUAGAAACAUUAUUUCCUACAAAAUGAAGUCAGCGUCUUAAUUUAAACCAGCAUUUGUGUGGUUCUGACUUUACCUGCUAUGGUUUGUGAAGCUUGAGAUCUAAGGAGUACAGGGUCUUUUGUGAUGACAAUAUGACUAAUAGUAAAGGAAGAUCUAUUACCAGUAACACGAGUAGUGGUCCAAGUAGUGGAGGAGGUUUUGUAGACUGGACUUUAAGCUUAAAUACAAUUCAAUCUGAUAAGUUUUUAAACUUAUUGUUGAGUAUGGUUCCAGUAAUUUACCAGAAAAACCAGGAAGAUAGGCACAAAAAAACCAAUGGCAUUUGGCAAGAGGGAUUACCAGCUGCAGCCCAGACUUUUAGUAAUCGAUCUGAGCAGCACAUGGAGUAUCACAGUUUCUCAGAGCCGCCUUUUCAUGGCAACAGUGGGCACGCGCCGUCAGGCUGCAGCCCAAAGUACGAUGACUAUGCCGGCUACAAUUACUGUGAUGCAAGGGACGCUGCGGAAACAGCUGCCAUGUUACAGAAUGAAGCUGCAUCCAGUGAUGGCGAUGAAGAUGCCGCUGUGGAAGUCAACCAGAAGCCACCAAAGGAAUCCAGUGGCAUCAUGGCGCUGCAAAUACUUGUGCCAUUUUUGCUAGCUGGUUUUGGAACGGUUUCAGCCGGCAUGGUUUUGGAUAUAGUCCAGCACUGGGAGGUGUUCAAAAAGGUAACAGAAGUUUUCAUUUUAGUUCCUGCACUUCUUGGUCUCAAAGGAAACUUGGAAAUGACAUUGGCAUCCAGAUUAUCCACUGCAGUAAAUAUCGGGAAGAUGGAUUCACCCAUUGAAAAGUGGAACCUAAUAAUUGGCAACUUGGCUUUAAAGCAGGUUCAGGCAACAGUGGUUGGUUUUCUAGCAGCUGUGGCAGCAAUUAUACUGGGCUGGAUUCCAGAGGGGAAAUACUAUCUUGACCAUUCCAUACUCUUGUGCUCUAGCAGUGUGGCAACUGCUUUCAUUGCAUCUCUUCUGCAGGGAAUAAUAAUGGUUGGGGUUAUUGUUGGUUCAAAGAAGACUGGCAUAAAUCCUGAUAAUGUUGCUACCCCCAUUGCUGCUAGUUUUGGUGACCUCAUAACUCUUGCCAUAUUAGCUUGGAUAAGUCAGGGUUUGUACUCCUGUCUGGAGAGGUAUUACUACAUUUCUCCAUUAGUUGGUGUCUUUUUCUUGGCUCUAACUCCUAUCUGGAUUAUAAUAGCUGCCAAACAUCCAGCCACAAGGACAGUUCUCCACUCAGGCUGGGAGCCUGUCAUAACAGCUAUGGUUAUAAGUAGCAUUGGGGGCCUUAUUCUGGACACAACUGUAUCUGAUCCAAACUUGGUGGGGAUUGUUGUUUACACACCGGUUAUUAAUGGUAUUGGUGGUAAUUUGGUGGCCAUUCAGGCUAGCAGGAUUUCUACCUACCUCCAUUUACAUAGCAUUCCUGGAGAAUUGCCUGAGGAACCCAAAGGUUGUUACUACCCAUUUCGAACUUUUUUUGGUCCAGGAGUGAAUAAUAAGUCUGCUCAAGUUUUACUGCUUUUAGUGAUUCCUGGACAUUUAAUUUUCCUCUACACUAUUCAUUUGAUGAAAAGUGGUCACACGUCCUUAACUGUCAUCUUCAUAGUAGUGUACUUAUUUGCUGCUGUGCUACAGGUGUUUACCUUGCUGUGGAUUGCUGACUGGAUGGUCCAUCACUUCUGGAGGAAAGGAAAGGACCCGGAUAGUUUCUCCAUCCCCUAUCUGACGGCAUUGGGUGAUCUGCUCGGAACAGCUUUGUUAGCCUUAAGUUUUCAUUUUCUUUGGCUUAUUGGCGAUCGAGAUGGAGACGUUGGAGACUAAUAAGCCCUCAAACUGUUCUCAAGUUCCACGGAGGAAAACACAAGACAACCACUUAUGACUCUUUUUCAAAACUCUUAAAUCAGUAGUUUGACUUCUACCAGGGUAAUCUUCAGUUGGCCCUGAUUCAAUUAAAUGGCCUUAACAUUUUUUUAAGGAAUUUGUGUUAAAACCAGAAUCAACAGUAUUUGUGCUGCUUUUCAUAGAAUAAAUGAUAAUUUGACAUAGAUGUAGACACAAGCUCAAGCUCUGAAAUUAACAAAAUAGGAAAGAAUAUAGGAUGUUUACAGUGAAGAAGUUAAAAACCGCUGAUGUAGCGGAAACGUGUUAUUGUUUAACUUACAAUGCCAGGUUCAAGGAAACAGAGCUCUACUUUAGCCUUUCUUGUCUCACAGAUGUGUUGGACUGCAAAUCCUACUACAAAAUGAAAGAGACCCAACCCACCCUUUAAUAGUUUUAACUAUGCCCACCUCUCUGCUAGCCGAGAAUACAUGAUCAAUUACUAGCUCCCAACCUGACCUAAAUAUGUUCUGCUGAACAUAAGAUAAACUCACUUUUCCCUGUGCCAAUGCUAAUUUCAGCUCUGUAAAGUCUUCACAGGCUACUGUUUAAACACAGAAUGACCUUGACGGAUCUUUAAAGAAAGCAAUGGGUCAUUUUUGGUCAUUGAUUUAUUAAAAGAAUUUUGAUCUUUUUAAGAAAACUUAAUAGUCAAUAACAAGAGAAAACGAGCUGCAUUUAUAGGGACGAGAUGGUGUGAGAAAUCCUGUGUGUGUGGAGGGUGGGGGGAGAGACAGAAGACAGACAGAGAAAUGUUUGAUGGAGUACUGAAUCUUGGAUUGUUGAUAGCAAAGAUCAUAGUACUAUUGGAAUAUUAGCAUUAUGUAGUUCUUUUUUUUUAAUGUUUAUUUAUUUUUGAGAUAAUGCGAGAGACAGAGUGCAGGCAGCGGAGGGGCAGACAGAGGGAGACACAGAAUCUGAAGCAGGCUCCAGGCUCCGAGCUGUCAGCCCAGAGUCCGACGCGGGGCUCAAACUCACGAACCGUGAGAUCAUGACCUGAGCCGAAGUCAGAUGCUUAACCGACUGAGCCACUCAGGUGCCCUAGCAUUAUGUAGUUCUUAAACACAUUUUAUCGAUAUGCUUUUGUCAUUUGGUCCAAAAAUUUUGCUACUGCCCAGAAUUUACUAUUUAUUACCUAUAUUAAAAUGAAUAGUUUUUUUCUUAUUAAAAAAACCCCCUACAAUUUAAUAUAACCUUGAUAUUAUGAGACUUAGAAUGAGCAAGUGAUUCACUUGCUCUUCCAAAGAAGUCUAUUGGAACUUUUAGGCUUACCAUUUUAAAAGAGAAGUUGGUGGGUUACUUCAAUUAUUGGUCAUGCCUGUACAUAUCAUCUCUUUGCACAAGCUUAUUUCUACAUGGGAACUCUAUCAUAUACACUGCUAUGUUUCCUAUAUAUUUUUCUAAAACCUGAUCUAUAUUCCAAAACUUUACCAACUCUUUAGUUAUUCAAUAGGUAAGUGUUUUUAUAUCACAUAUAGUUCAUUAAAAAAAUUCAGUGGAAUCUCUCCAGCCCAUCAGAUAUCUAAUAAUUUAACUGAUAAGGGGGGAAAUGUACAUUAAUUUUGAUCAUUGUGGUUUAAAUUGUGAGUUAGUGUUAAUAUUAUAUAAAUAGUACAUUGUUCAUAAACGUUGGGGUAAGUAUUCCUAUUAAACUCUUUAAGGGGACUGUGGUGUAGAGUUAUAUAUUUUUGCUUAUUUUAAAACUUUAAUUAUUCCACUCUUCUGCCUUAUAAUGAAUCUUCCAAGGCAGAGAACUGAACUAAUUAUAGAAUUUCUCCUUUGGAGAGUUAUAAUGUCAAACAGUGAACAUUCUUUUAAAAGAAAGAAUGAUUAAGUCAAUGAAUAUUUAGCUGCAAAGAUUUUUUUAUUUGAAAAAUCCAUAAAUAAUUUCCUUGAUUUUAUUGUAAAGCUUUUGUAAAUUACUUAUUUACAUCUGGACUGUAUGAUUCAUAAGCAUUUGUAUUUCCUGAUAGAUUUCUAUUUUGAUUUGUAACAUGAAAAAGUGCCCAGCAAACCAUACUUUUAAAGCAUUUACCAUCAUCUUUAGUGCAUUACAUAUUCUGAAGCGCAUUCAAAUACACUAUGUUAGAUAGUACUCACAACAGUACCUGUGAAAUAGGUCAGGUGGAUACUUUUAUCUGUGUUUUGCAGCAGAAGAAACUGAAGUGCAGAGAAGUUACACUUCUAAAGUUGCCUGGGUGCAGGGUGCCCGAAUCAGGACUAAAAUCUGGGUCUCUGGCCCCCUGAGCCAGUACUCUUUCUAUGACCCCUGGGUGUACCAAGAGUACCUAACUAAUUAACUGACUGGAAAUAGACUGAAGCAUCAGGAUUUUCUAAAAUAGGAUAGAGUGUUGCUACAUCUUUCAGGUUUCAGACAGGGAAACCUCCAUUUACUAGAUCGUAAUGCUAAGGAUAGCCAACUCUAAAUUAUUCAUGCUCCUAAGACCAAGGAAAACACCAAUAAAUGAAGACUUCAGAAUAAAGAACAAUGCCUUAUUUCAUUGAACAUUUAGUUGCCACCCCCUUCCCAGAUUUAACCAUUUUCCAUAGAUGCUAAUAAAUAACCAACAUGACUGAUUGGAGUUCUGUCUCCUUUCUCUUUAGCUAUCCAAUCUUGGUUACAGCAACAAAAUGUCUAAAAAGGCAUGUCAAAGGGGAAAAAUAAUAAUAAAGACAUGGAAAAAUCAGUUACCAAUUAGAUCACUUAAUUUAUAAGAUGGAUGUAGAUUCCUUUAAAAAAACUUUUUACUGGUUUUCUAUAAGCCUUUGCAUGAGUAUGCAACCAAUAAGCUGACUUAUUUACCCACAAAAUAAUUUAUUUUCAGUCUUAUAUUAUGUAAAUUGACAGUAUUUAUUUUUAUACAACAUAAAAGCUUCUACUCUCCAAACUUCUUCCUUUCACUAAUUUAUCACACGCUUUAUUUAUACAGAAAUCAUCUUUUUUAAGACAUAUUUUUAUUCUUGCUCACUAUUUUUUUUUCUUUAAAAAAUAAAGUUUAGAACCUGAUAAAAUGGAAACUUGUGAUAAUGUAUCCUCUGGGAGACAUCAAGAGUUUCGCAUCAUAGACUAUCAGUGACGUAGCCAAAAGAAGUACGUUUUCAAACUCUUUCAGUAACUGGGCUUCCUUGCCUUAUAAAGUAUGUAUGGUCUAGUAUACCCAUUUAUAAUGGGCAUCUGCCAUCUUUGAAUUGUUGUAAACUCAAAUAAGAAUAAAAUUUAAGAAAUAUUA
Molecule: messenger RNA, 5435 nt
Organism: Neofelis nebulosa (Clouded leopard)
Lineage: Eukaryota; Metazoa; Chordata; Mammalia; Carnivora; Felidae
Gene: SLC41A2
Product: solute carrier family 41 member 2
Exons: 12
Coding region: 427-2148 (573 amino acids)
Biological process (GO): monoatomic cation transport
Cellular component (GO): plasma membrane
Molecular function (GO): monoatomic cation transmembrane transporter activity
Source: RefSeq, a predicted model, not a curated record